AUGAACAAACUCUGCGUUUUAGCUGACAUUAAGAAAGCAUUUCUACAAAUCCGAAAUCAAGAUAUGGAUAGAGACGCACAACGAUUAAUUUGGUAUGAAGACUUAAAGAAAAUGAAAUUAAUGGAGUUACGAUUUACAAGAGUAAUUUUUGGUUCCAGUUCAAGUCCUUACAUUCUCGGCGCUACGAUUAAAAAACAUAUAUCAAAAUACAAGGAUAUUUAUCCAAAGACAGUAGUUGCUUUGGAAGAAGAUACUUAUGUCGAUGAUCUGCAAGCGGGUGGAGAAACGGAAGAAGAACUUAUCAGGUUUAAAUAUGAAUCAACACAAAUCUUGAACGAAGCUGGUUUUCAGUUGCACAAAUGGCAUAGCAACGUGAGAGAAUUGGAAAAUAAUGUUGAAGACAAAUCAACAAAAAUACUUGGACAUCCUUGGAACAAGGAAACCGAUCAAUUGUUAAUUGAAUUCACUACUUGCAUCAAUAACGGAAAUAAAGAAAAUUUAACAAAAAGAAAAAUUCUAUCUGCAAUCAACAGUGUUUUUGACGUAUUAGGAUUUAGUGCAUCUGUGUUAAUCACUGGAAAAAUACUGUAUAGUCGACUAUGCUUAUCAAAAAUUGGAUGGGAUCAUCAACUACCGAAGGAACUUUUAGAAGAAUGGCAAACUUGGAUUAAGACAAUAAGCAACAAAAGAACUAUAUUGAUUCCUUGGUGUGUUGUGUCCGGAAGAAUUAUUGAACUAGAGCUCCACGGAAUCUCAGAUGCAAGUAAAUUAGCGGUAUGUGCAUGCAUCUAUGUUGUAACGAGCCACCAAAAUUCGAAAACGAGCAACUUACUUGUAGCAAAAGCACGGAUUGCACCAAAGGAUCUAAGUAUUCCAAGACUCGAGCUAGUAGCUGCACAUACCUUAAACAAGUUGAUGAACCAUGUCAGGAAAACAUUAGUCAAUUAUAACAUUAGUAAAGUUUUUAAUUGGGUUGACAGCACUGCUGUACUUUAUUGGCUGAAAAAAAGAGGCAGUUGGUCACAAUUUGUAAGAAACCGAGUUCAGCAAAUCUUAUUAAAUGAAGAAGUAAAAUGGCUUUAUGUCCCAACAAAAGAAAACCCUAGCGAUCUUGGAACAAGAGGAGUGAGUCCGGAAAAGUUGUCAAGCUUGUGGUUCAAUGGUCCAAUAUGGCUGAGUUAUAAAGAAAAUUGGCCAAACCAAUCGGAAAUAUUUGAUAAGUAUUGCUCUAAAGGAGAACGUCUAGAUGGUAACAGAAGAAAUAAAGGAAAAUCGCACUUUUGA
Messenger RNA from Hydra vulgaris (swiftwater hydra), 1284 nucleotides. The record is from RefSeq and is a predicted model, not a curated record. Lineage: Eukaryota; Metazoa; Cnidaria; Hydrozoa; Anthoathecata; Hydridae.